This is a messenger RNA of Dibothriocephalus latus, 774 nucleotides long. NCBI's taxonomy places the organism in Eukaryota, Metazoa, Platyhelminthes, Cestoda, Diphyllobothriidea, Diphyllobothriidae. The record is from the annotation of a GenBank genome assembly.
AUGCAAGUGCCUCGACACCGGUCUGUCCUACGCCGUCUUGUGGCAAUCUACACACAAACCUUUGUUCGCUUUGGUCUGACUGCAAUAAUGAGUCCCAUCAUAUUGGGCGUCUCCUGCUACCAAAUUAUCUCCUGGGUGCGCAAUACCCCGCCGGAGCAACUGUCGGACACUUGGAACAUCGUAUACCUUCCCGGCACUACGCAGGAGCAGAUGGAGGCAUUCAGUCGACCGCAGGGUUGGAUGACUGCAACUAUUUCUACUGUGCCACUUUCGGUGACUUUCCUAACAGUCUGCAUCUUUCAAACAGGACAUGAGUUCCUGUGUGCGGACACUUUCGUUCAGCUCUUGACCCAACAGGUCUUUGAGCAGGCUAAAAAGCUAUCCGAAGAAAAGCACAUACCCAAUGAUGUCAAUUUUGUUGAAAACCCUUCGCUACAUAUUGCAAAACUCUUUUCACGCACAGUCAAAGCGCAGAGAACAGCGCAGUACCCCGUACUUCAAGAUGAUUUAGGAAACCAAAUAGUUUACGCUAAGUUGACCGCUGAUAGCUUCAAUGCGUUCCUAUCCAGAGCGUUUAAUGAAAACUCGGUCGCUGCACUUCCGACUAUCCGGGCUUGGAUGGGUGCCGUCCUCGAAACCAUAAGUUUUACCCUCUGGGAAGUGACUGUAGCCAUUCGCCGUUUUCGUCAUUCUCACAGUCCAGGACCAGAUGGCAUCACAGUCAGCCUUCUAAAGGCUGAAGCGAAUGAUAUUUUCCCGUCUAUGUUUCGUUAG